AUGAAUUUGUUAAACUCUCAUCUACUUUCCUAUCUUGUUCCAAGGAAUUUGAAUUCUAAUUGGAACUUAGGGUUUAUAGUCGGUUUUGUAUUUGUAUUUCAAAUACUAUCAGGACUUUUGUUGACAUUUUAUUAUGUUCCUGGAAGCGUUGAUUCUUUUGAAUGUGUAAUUAGAGUGCUUGCUGAAGUCAAUAUGGGUUGGGCAAUGCGUUAUUUUCACGCUCAAUGUGUUUCUUUUUGUUUCUUUUUCAUGAUGCUACAUAUGCUAAAGGGAUUGUGGUACUCAAGCAGAUAUCUACCAUGGUCAUGGUAUUCUGGAAUGGUUAUAUUUAUUUUAAGUAUGGCUAUUGCUUUCUUAGGUUAUGUUCUUCCUUACGGACAAAUGAGUUAUUGGGGAGCAACAGUUAUUAUAAACUUGUUCUACUGGUUCCCAGAUUUAGUCGCUCUUGUUUUGGGUGGUUAUGGAGUUGCAUUUCCAACUCUACAAAGAUUUUACAUAUUACAUUUCAUAUUACCUUUUGUAUUGUUAAUUGUUGUUUUAAUUCAUAUUUAUUACCUUCACAGGUCUUCAAGUACUAAUCCUUUGUCAGGAGUAGAUUCUUGGUUAGUUUCAAGAUUUUAUCCAGUAAUUAUAUUCAGUGAUAUUAGAAUGCUAACAAUGUUGUUUAUAUUGUUAGGUGUUCAAUUAACUUAUGGAGUAAUACCUUUAUUCCAAGGAGAUUGUGAUAAUUCAAUUAUGGCAAAUCCUUUGCAAACUCCAAUGCAUAUAGUACCAGAAUGGUAUCUAUUAACUUUUUAUGCUACUUUAAAGAUGUUCCCAAGUAAGAUGGCAGGAUUAAUUGCUAUGGGAAUUUUAUUAGAAUCUAUAAUUUUAAUAGUAGAGUCUAGAGCUAUAUGUUCGGUUGUAUCUUGUGUGACGUAUCACAGAUCGUGGACAUCUAUCACUCUACCUAUGAUACCUGCUUUGUUCAUAUUAGGAAGUCUUGGAAGACUAGCUUUAAACAAUGGUUUAAUGUUUAUUGGUAUAUGUUCAGUUUUAAUCGUUCUUUAUGCUUGUAUGAGGUUAUUAGAUUGUGUCAGAAUACGUAUGUAA
Babesia bovis T2Bo is the source of this 1092-nucleotide messenger RNA. The record is from the annotation of a RefSeq genome assembly. NCBI's taxonomy places the organism in Eukaryota, Apicomplexa, Aconoidasida, Piroplasmida, Babesiidae.